Molecule: messenger RNA, 4622 nt
Organism: Xiphophorus couchianus (Monterrey platyfish)
Lineage: Eukaryota; Metazoa; Chordata; Actinopteri; Cyprinodontiformes; Poeciliidae
Gene: rnf24
Product: ring finger protein 24
Exons: 6
Coding region: 454-903 (149 amino acids)
Biological process (GO): proteasome-mediated ubiquitin-dependent protein catabolic process
Cellular component (GO): endomembrane system
Molecular function (GO): ubiquitin protein ligase activity; zinc ion binding
Source: RefSeq, a predicted model, not a curated record
UGGGAUCUACCCACUGGUGGUAGUGGGCGAGUAACCGCGUACGUGCAAGUCGUGCAGACUGCCAAGGACGAUUGUCGGUAGCCAGAAACGUGAGUUUUCUCUUCGUUAACGGCGAACCCCUGCUUCAGUAAAAUUCAUCCACUAGGGACCAUCCACCUUCUCGAGUUCGGACCAGUUUAUUUUAAGCGAUCGGAGCCUCCAGUAGCAGCAGAACGUCACACAGACCUACAGACAGACAGACGGACGGACGGGCGGAGCUGUGUUGUGUGAUGAGGAGGUCGCCUCGCCGCCAAGCUUUGCGUAACAUCCAGAUAAGAAGAAGGGGAAAUUUUUUGUCGUUUGGACUGCUUUCGGUUUGGGUCUGCUUUCAGUAACAGUCUGGUUUUGUGAAGAAAACACACAGCAGAGAUCUAAAGCUACUAAAGGAGCUGAAGGGGAAAUCACCGAAUAUCCAUGAGCUCCGAUUUCCCACACUACGGUUUCAAGAUGCCAAAUAUAGGGUUCCAGAACCUUCCUCUUAAUAUCUACAUUGUGGUCUUUGGGACAGCCAUCUUUGUCUUCAUCCUCAGCCUCCUCUUCUGCUGCUACCUGAUCAGGUUACGGCACCAGGCACACAAAGAACUAUAUGCAUACAAACAAGUCAUUCAGAAGGAAAAAGUCAAAGAGCUAAACUUGCAUGAGAUAUGUGCGGUGUGCUUGGAGGAGUUCAAACAGAAAGAUGAGCUGGGGAUCUGUCCAUGCAAACAUGCCUUUCAUCGGAAGUGCCUCAUUAAGUGGCUAGAGGUGAGGAAAGUGUGCCCGCUGUGCAACAUGCCCGUCCUGCAGCUCGCCCAGCAGGCCGGCACCACAGAGCCCCCCAUGCCCGUCCAGCAGCCCCUGCCUGGCGCCGAGAACCUGGUGUAGCGGAUGCUGAUCCCCUCUCGGAAAGCAGCCGGCGGACACACAACAAACCACAUCCCAACGCUCACACUCACACCUUAAACAGGUACCCUUUGGUGGGAGGGUGUGAACUGACACAAACUGGAAUAACUGAGCAGAAGCUCACAAAAACUGAGAGUCCUCGGUCGUCAUCACCUCUUUUUAUUUUUGCAUCAGUUACAAAAAUAAAAAAAGGAUUUCCUUUAUGUCAGCACCAAGUGGCUGAUAAUCAGCUGUUCUUUUUAUUUUAUUGUAUUUACUUCAUGGACGAUGAAUCUAGAAGAAGUUUCUUUUUGUUACUUUUUCACAACCAAAGCGCUUUUCUGGAGGGCACCAGCAAAAGACGAGGAAGAAGAAAACGCAAAAGCCAAGAACUUCACUACACUAAGAUAUAUAUAUAUAUAUAUAUUUUUUUUGUUUCAUUUAAAAAGCACUUUAUGAGAAGGCGAAAUCUUGAUUGCUUAGGCCUAAGGUCAUGUGUUAUAUUUUAUUUCUUCCUCUUUUCCGUGUACAAAGCAGAUGAACAGGUUUUAAAACAUUACAGAUCUACAUAAAUCUCAAAGGGACAACUCUGGAACAGUUUUGUCUGCUUAAAUGUGAAACGUUUGAUUGUGUUACCAUUACCCAGGCAUUACUCUGACUAAUCCAGUUGUCUGCAAAAUUUAGAUUUCAAGUCAAAAAUAUGCGUUCUAACCCAAGGUCUUUGAGCUGCUUAAUAGAAGUAACGCUUCUAGUUUUUCAUUGCCCUUUUUUUCUGUAUUAAUGUCAUCAGAUUAAGGUUCAUGUAUUUCACAGAUGAAAGCAGGAGACUUUUAAGCAAAGCUGUGAAAGUCACUUCACGGAUCCUGCAACAGAAUUGAUUUUCUGGGACACAACAGAAUGAAAAUGAAAUCUUCCCUCAAAAUAUGCUGUAGUGUCAGCUAUUUCAUCUCUCUUGCCACAAAUGUGUAAAUCUAUUUAUUGUCACUUUUUUUUUUUUUUUUCCGGUACCUCUGCUUUUAGGAGCACGAGUCAGUGAACUGGCACCAGCACCACCAGUCCUGGCCUCAGCGUGUAAUCAGCAUAUCCUUUUAGUGGACGCACAUACACGCACAUAAGGGAGCAGCUGGAGCUGACCCUCCUUUCUCUCAGCUACACUGCCAUAGUCAGUGGUCAGCAGGUUGGAGUGAACCAGGGUUUUCAUUCAUGCAAACACACAUUGCAGGUUAUCCUUUUUUCCUGCUUUUUCUCUGCAGUCUUCUGGUGCUUUCGCCUCCCCCCUCCUUUCUGUAUCGGUACAACGUGCUUUUGUUUCGUGCCACACGUACUUCAGCUCUGAGCCGUGCUUUUGUGGAUACAUUUUGUCCUCUGGUUAGCUGAAUUUGGUGAAUUAGUUGAAAGGCCUCGCUGUGAACUCCCCCCACCCCCAUCCCCUCCUGGUAACAUUGGUGGGUUAAAAUAGCUCACUGAGGUUUGGUAAUGAAGUGUUUUGUUGCUUCGGUUUGGUAAUCAGCGGGAUUGUUAGAGAGCAUAAUGAUAGCUUUUUUAACUCAUAGUCCUCACAGCAUGUUGUAAUCAACCACAAGAUGAUAAUAAUAUGAAAUCAGAAGUUUGGCACCCAUCAGAGCUGAUAAUACUCACAUUGGACACCUACUGUCCUGUCAGUAAAACAAAUGAUACAUUCUGUAUCUUGUGAUCAUCUAUUAUUAGGCCAUGGCCACAGUUAUCUGCUUCUCAGAAAUUACCACUCACUAACAUUUCAUUCCCACACACUUGCAAUUUAUGGUUAUGACUGAAUUAUCUCUUUUGCAUGCCUAAGUAACUUGUGACCACACAGUGAUACUUUUCCCACAAAUGUUACUGGGAGCGCCGCUCAUUCCACAGCGGCGGACCGAAGAUAAGUUUGAGACAGGCUGUCAAACAAUCUGUGAUCUGACCCGUUUUAAGGGAAAUGAGAGCUAUUUGUCUACAAAAGGAGCUCCUCAUGGUAAAUAACAUUAGACUAUAUCUGCAUGUUGUUGCAGUAGUCUUCAUGUCCCAUUAUCUUUUCAACAAAUAAAAAUCUGAAAAGUGAGUUGUUUGCAUUUGUAUUCAGCCCCACCAGUCAUUCAUAGUCACCUUUCUGUGCAGCUGUAAGUUUUUGUGAAUCUAUUUAAACCUAAUUUUUGCCGAUGUUGAUGAAUCUGCUUUGAUCUAAACCACGGGUAUCAAACUCAAGACUUGCUGGCCAAAUCCGAGAAUCUGUACUCUUGAUCAUCACAUAAACUGAACUCUAACAUAACAGUUGUGCGCUUAAACAUUGUUUCAUCAGUCGAAUCGAAUCAGUUUUCAUAUGAAUAUGUCCAAAUUAAAUCAAUGUAAAAAUUGUUACAUUAUAAGCAGUACUAAUCAAACACAGUUGAAAGCUGUAAAAUUUUAAGUUUGUUAAUGGGUAGUUUUACAUUCUGCCUCAGCUUUGAGUUGUCUUUUUGAGGACAUUCAUGAUCUUGAUGCAGCCCAAAACCAAAAUGAGUUUGCCAAUCCUGAUCUAACAUUAUUUAGUGAUAUCAGAGAAAAGGGGGAUGAAUAUAAAUGCAUACCACACUUUUCUAGACUUGUCUUCUACUUUGUGUCGAUCUAUCUCAUGACAUCCCAAUCAAACCUGUCAACAUUCUGAAUCGCCAGAUUAUCAAUCUCACAAGUCACUGAAUUUGUCUUUAACACCAUCUUGGUCCUAUUUUCCUUUCGUUUUUCUCUUUGCAUCCUCGCCACAAAGCAAUGAUCUCAAUAAAGUGUUUCUGGCUUUCAGUUAGAAAAGCAUUGCUACUCUGACGAAUGUCUCAUCUCUGCCGAAUGUCAGCCAACACACAGAGGACUGAACCUUUCCUAGAUGAAAAUGUCGGCCGAUACUCUGGCAUUAACUCAACACGGAACAAUUAACACUAAGAUUUACCGAGAAUCUUUGCACCCAUUUUAGCCUUAGUUGAACAAAAACAGUUGCAAUAACAAAGGAAUAUGUAUUUCAUUACAUCUGUGGUGAACAAAAUGACUGCGAUGCCUUUCUUCUAGCUUGGUGUGCGUUGUGUUUUGGACAUGAAGAGGCUGGGACUGUUAAUGUUGCAGCAUGAGGGAACAGAUCUUCCAUUUUACCGCCAUCCAUACAACCUGGCUCUCUUCCAUUCUAACAACUCAAGUCUUAAAGCUUUGUUUACUGAUCUGCCUAUGGAUCUCACAUUAGAAGGAAAUGUUUACUGUGAAUGCAUGCUGCUUUGCAAACAUUUUCUCUCACCCUUUGCUCAGUGUAAGGCGUUACUGUUACAGGAUGAAUUUCCACUAGAGUCCUUCAUCUAAACCCCAUGGCAGCUAGCGCUUGCUGCCAUUUGUCCACCUUUGUUGUUGGUUAUUAGACAUUUUCCCCACACAAGCCUCCCUGUUUUCCUGCCGCUCGCCGUCCUGAUAGUGCCAACCAGACAUGAAAUGUUAAGAAUUAAAGAGAGCGUGUGUGACGACAGAGGGAAAAAAAAUGGGUCUGAAGAGCGCAGUAAGAAAUGUCUUCCCACCACUGAAAUCAUCCCUGACGUCAGCGUUGCCUUGGACUGAGCUGUUAUAAAUAGACACCCAGUCAGGAGCACCGUUAGACAUGAAUAAUUUACUGGUAACCACAGAAGAAAAGGGAGUUAUUGAUCACGACACCGUUUUAUGGCAGGUAGUGUUCAUUUUGACAGGAAAAAAAAAAAAGAAGGAAA